Messenger RNA from Acanthocheilonema viteae, 3336 nucleotides. The record is from the annotation of a GenBank genome assembly. NCBI's taxonomy places the organism in Eukaryota, Metazoa, Nematoda, Chromadorea, Rhabditida, Onchocercidae.
AUGGCAGAGGUUAUCCCGGUUAGAGUCGCCAUUCGUGUUCGACCACUUAAUAAUCGAGAAAAGGCAGAGAAUUCACAGGAAUGUGUGCAGUGCUUUGUGGAACAAAAUCAAAUAUCGGUAAAUGGUAAAAUGUUCACGUUCGAUAGCGUUUUCGAUCCUACUACAUCACAAGAAGCGAUAUAUGAUGUUAUAACUGCACGAUUCUUGCGUAUGGACAAACAGGUAGCGGGAAAACCUAUACGAUGGGGACUGAAGAAGCGGUUAACAUUUCUUGGCUUUUUUUUCUCUCGUGUUGAUAAAAUAACCGCAUCAAUAGAGGGACGGGGAAUUAUUUCGCGAUUAGUGGAUAAUAUUUUCAAACACAUUGGAGCAUCAAAUAGACAUCGAGUGACGGCGUCAAUGCUUGAGAUAUAUGAGGAGAAAGUCAUCGAUUUGCUUUGUACUGGUCGGGAAUACUUGCAAAUUCGCGAAUCGAAGGGAGUCGUUUUUGUGCAAGGAUUAUCGGUACAUUCGGUGUCCUGUCUUGAUGAUGCCUUAAAACUUCUGCAAAAAGGAUGUCAGCUUCGAAGCAGAGGGGAAACAGCAAUGAACGACAAAUCAUCACGCUCGCAUGCUAUUUUCACGUUGUGCAUAGAAGGGAAUGAAUCAGACGAAAGUACCAUGUUCAAAGCAAAACUUCACCUUGUGGAUUUGGCUGGUUCUGAACGUUUGAAGAAGACCCAAGCUGAGGGUGAAAGGAUGCGAGAGGGUAUUAAGAUCAACGAAGGUUUGCUAGCUUUGGGUAACGUAAUUGCAUCUCUAACUGAUCCAAAUGCCACCGGACGCCAUAUUCCAUAUCGUGUUACGAAAAUUACACGUCUUCUUCAAGAUUCGCUUGGAGGUAAUAGUUAUACGGUGAUGAUAGCAUGCGUUUCACCAGCUGAUACGAAUGCCGACGAAACUCUGUCAACACUACGAUAUGCAGAUCGAGCAAAACAUAUCAAGAACAAACCCACUGUGAACAUCGAUCCAAAUAUGGCCCUGAUCCAAAGUUUAAGGGAUGAAUUGGCGAACGUGAAACGUGAAUUGGCAAUGCUUCGUGCAGAAGAGAAUUUGGUAACAUUGGAUGAUAACCAGACAACCCGUUUAAGAGAAUGUAAGAAGUGUAACGAGUUAGAAAAACAAGAUCUAAAGCGGCAGGAAGAAUAUAAUCGUCGUAACGUACAAUUUGCGGAAGCACUGGCGGAAAAUGCGAAAUUAGUAGAGCAAUUGCUGGCCGCACAACAAAUUGUUGAACAAAUGAGGGAUUACAUUAAGGAAAUGAAAAAAAAAGGCAAAAAUAAGGAAUUUGAUGAAGUGAUGGAGAUCUUGGACACUGCUAUCAACUUGCGAGGUCCUAUCGACGAGGAAAAAGACAAGGAUGUGUUCGACGUUGGUGAGGAUGAUGGAGAUGACGAAACAUCCGAUCAAGCAUUUGUCCAUCGCUUUACUGAGAAGCAAAUUGCACUUAAUAAGGAUAUGCAGGAUAUUUUGGAAGAAAUCAAACAAAAAGAGCUGGCAUUUGAAACAACCGUCGCUUCUCAGACAGAUAUUAUCAAGUUGCGUGAUACAUAUGCUGCUGAAAUGGAACAGCUGCAAGCGAAAUUGGUUGUUCUGGAGAAAGAAAAACAGGAGCUGCUGAGCAAACUUAAAGGGUCUAGCAUCCAUCAUAAGUUGAGCGAAGAACGACGGAAACGACUUCAAGAACUCGAGAAAGAAUUGGCAGCGAGCAAAAGACGGAUGGGAGAAAUUCAAAAGCUGGAAAAAGAAAACAUUCGUUUGCAAGAGCAAUCCAAGAAAUUGAGUGCGGAACUUAGCGAAUUGAAGAAGUUAAGGAUUAAAAUGUCUAAGCAAAUGAAGGAAGGAGAAGUAAGAUUUCGAAAAUGGAAAAUGAUGGCUGAUCGAGAUGUGGCACAGAUGAAGAACCAGGCACGCAAACGCGAAGUGGAAAUGGCGCGAGAGCAGCAUGCGAAAAAUCUACAAUUAGUUGUGUAUCGGCGUAAAUACGAGCAAGCUAAUGCUUGCAAUCGACGUUUGCAGAUGCAACUUGCUAAAAGCACUAUUCGAACAAAAACAUGUUAUGACGGGCAAUUUAUUUCAGCUCUGAAUGAUGAACUGGCUGUAGCUUAUUCCGCAGCUGAAGCUAAAGUUUAUUGCCAAGUCUUAAUCGAACAGCGAAAAACUUUUUCUGAACAGCAACAAAAGUUGCGGGAAAGACUAGGGGAAUUGUUGAAGGAGCCACCGGUCAAGCGCCGUACUGGAUUCGACCGUAUAGGUAUCGAAGAUGAGGAUGAAAAACAGAUAAUUGAAGAGCAGCUAAAGAAUUUGGAGAAGGAAAUUCAGUUACGAGGCUGUGAACUCAAUGAUAUUCAAAAGAAGCGUACAAAAGCUUGCUUAGAUGAACAGCGUGAGCAAUUGUGGAAUGCUGUACGAAAUCUUGCAGAAGCAAGAGCAGGACUGGAUCGUUUAUUCGAUGCAGCCGUAAGCGAGAGGCGUAAUUAUUUGGAAAAAGAUUUGGCAUUCGAAGAACUGAAGCGAAGCAUGGAGGAAAUGAAAAAUUUGUAUGAAAAGAAGUUGGACGCUAUGCGAAUGGAAUUGAAAAGUGUCAGGGCUGUGGUAGGAAGUUUACGAAGAAACUUAGCAGAAACUGAGCUGUGCUACGCUAAGCAAGAACGCGAUAUGAUAAACAUCUGGAAUGAAAUGGCUGAGGGGCAUUUCAAUUUGCCCGAUAAUAUUGUCAGGAAUUUGAGCUUGGUAAGGGAAGCUGCUAACAAUUUCACCAACCUCCAACAAGCAUUCGAGAAAAAGCGAAAUGAUUUAGAGAAGUCACAUGCACGAGUCUAUCAUGGUCGAUUACGUCGCAAGACUGGACCAACAGAUGGUAUCAUGCCUAACCGUUCUCUAUCAGAGAGCAUUAUAGAACAAGAAGAAUGUGAAAAAAAUUUAUUUAAAAAUUAUCAAAUAAGAGAAAAUCGGAAACCAGUAGAACGUCUUGGAGCUGUUAUGGAUCUGGAUUCAGUUUUUUCGGAUGAAAAAGAAGAGAAUACAUCCACUGCAGACAGUGAUUUUUCUUAUCAUCCCACUCCCCAGAGAGUAACCCGUAAACGUCAAUCCAGUAUAACUAAACGCCGUGACACUUUCGUUUUGAAUGAAGCUCCACUGAAACAGAGUGAUAUGAAGGAGGAACCGAAGGAUGAGCCUGUUGCAGGCUGCAGCAAGGAAUCUGAUUUCAAUCCAAACACAACGUAUACUGUUGGACAAUGUUCAGAAUUGGAUCACCGAUCAAUUAUAACUCGUGAUCUUUUUAAGAAACUUUAG